Oncorhynchus keta (chum salmon) is the source of this 3598-nucleotide messenger RNA. RefSeq names its product cytoglobin-2-like. Bases 395 to 940 code for a protein of 181 amino acids. The record is from RefSeq and is a predicted model, not a curated record. The transcript has 3 exons. Lineage: Eukaryota; Metazoa; Chordata; Actinopteri; Salmoniformes; Salmonidae. Gene Ontology annotation, molecular function: iron ion binding; heme binding; oxygen binding. Gene Ontology annotation, biological process: oxygen transport.
CUCCCCACCCCCUCUCUUUUCUCUCCACCUCUCUCUCUCCCACUCCCUCCUCCAUUCCAUCAGGUCCUCACAAACACAGAAGUUCAGAGAGAAGACAGCUCCCUUACCAGAGAAGGACAGAAACAAAGAAACGGAGGAAGAGAGAAAGAGUGAGAGGAAUAAAAAAAGAAGUGGUAUUAACAGUGGAGGACAAGUUUUGGAGGAGAGCAAAGGGAGAGAGGGGUGGUUUGGGUGGGGGGUGGGUAGCGUACAAGGCUGCUCCGUCUGUCUCCUCCAUCCCUCCGUCUCCGUCACCGUGGGUUCACAGCUCUCCCUCCCCCCCUCCCUCGCUCCCUACCUCCCCCGCUCGCUGCUGGCGGGAGCCUCCGAGCUGCUGCGGCGGAGGUCGUCUCGGAUGGAGUCGCCGAGAGACGUAGGAGGAGAGACGAUGGAGCGCGGGGAGCGGGCCGAGCCUCUGACCGAUGCCGAGCGGGAGAUCAUCCAGAACACCUGGGUACACGUCUAUGAGAACUGCGAGGACGUGGGCGUGUCGGUCCUCAUAAGGUUCUUUGUGAACUUCCCGUCGGCCAAGCAGUACUUCAGCCAGUUUCAGGACAUGGAUGACCCAGAGGAGAUGGAGCGCAGUGUCCAGCUGAGGCACCACGCCCGCCAGGUGAUGGGCGCCAUCAACAAGGUGGUGGAGAACCUCCACGACCCAGAGAAAGUGUCCUCUGUUCUGGCUCUGGUGGGCAAGGCGCAUGCUGUCAAACACAAGGUGGAGCCUAUGUACUUUAAGAUCCUGUGUGGUGUAAUGCUGGAGGUGUUCUCGGAGGACCUUCCGGAGUUCUUCACGGCAGAAGUGCAAAUGGUGUGGACCAAACUGAUGGGGGCGGUGUACUGGCAUGUGACGGGCGCCUACAUAGAAGUUGGCUGGGUGCAGCUCUCCAGCUCGGCAGUGUGAGGGGCGAUAGCGGGGGUGAUUUUUAGGGCUGAGACUGUUCAUAGAAUAUCUUGUUGUGUUCAACUUUUGGGGGAGUCUUUCCCCUCUCCCUGCUGACUCAUUGUGUGUACUUUACUGUAUAGCCCCUGAGAUGUUGUCUGUAUAGCCCCCGAGGCGUUGUCUGUAUAGCCCCCGAGGCGUUGUCUGUAUAGCCCCUGAGGUGUUGUCUGUAUAGCCCCAGAGGUGUUGUCUGUAUAUCUCCUUAGGUGUUUUCUAUAUAGCCCCUGCGGUGUUGUCUGUAUAAACCCUGAGGUGUUGUCUGUAUAGCCCCUGAGGUGUUGUCUGUAUGGCCCCUGAGGUGUUGUCUGUAUAGCCCCUGAGGUGUUGUCUGUAUAGCCCCUGAGGUGUUGUCUGUAUAGCCCCGGAGGAAUUGUCUGUAUAGCCCCGGAGGAAUUGUCUGUAUAGCCCCGGAGGUGUUGUCUGUAUAGCCCCUGGGGUGUUGUCUGUAUAGCGUACAGUAAGUGAGCGUGUGUAUUCUCUAUGCCCUCAUCCAACCCUCAUUGUAGUAUUGAAAAUCUCCAAUGCUUUUAAGGGAACUAAGGGCUCCAUUUUAGGGAGUUUUGUUGCUCCCUGAAUGUAUGCCACUUUGGAUUCCCAAACACACCCUGUCUCUUUCCAUGCCCAUCUCAUGCACUAUACAAACACACCCUGUCUCUUUCCAUGCCCAUCUCAUGCACUAUACAAACACACCCUGUCUCUUUCCAUGCCCAUCUCAUGCACUAUACAAACACACCCUGUCUCUUUCCAUGCCCAUCUCAUGCACUAUACAAACACACCCUGUCUCUUUCCAUGCCCAUCUCAUGCACUAUACAAACACACCCUGUCUCUUUCCAUGCCCAUCUCAUGCACUAUACAAACACACCCUGUCUCUUUCCAUGCCCAUCUCAUGCACUAUACAAACACACCCUGUCUCUUUCCAUGCCCAUCUCAUGCACUAUACAAACACACCCAUCUGCUAACACCCUGUCCAUACGGCAAGUGGCUAUUUAAAUGUAGAAACAAUUUCAAAGUGAUGGGAUAGAGCCACAGGCUGACAGACCACUGUUAAGGUGCCAUCUCCUCUUUAUAAGCAUGCAUGCACGAGCACACACACACACACACACACAAACACACACAUACACCACUCUGCCGACUUUGACCGCCCACAUGCUAAUAUUUACGGAGCAUUUACUUGGUUUACAUUUCCUCAUUAAACUCUCCAUUAAGGGUUUAAGAAACUGACUCCGGAGGUCUCUGGAAAUACAACGGACCCUUUGAAGUAGAAUCAGUGUAUCUUUCACCUCUGAACUACUAGGGUAAGAAAAAACAGUAAUAUUGACCAUAUCUGAUAUACUAAGCACUCUACAACCCUACCAAGAGGUCUAGACACUUUGGUACAGUUUAAACCAUGUUGGGUUGUCAUGUACAAUACGGUGCCACAAGUUGGAGCCCUGCUCCCGACUUUUCCCCUGAAUACACUACAAAUGGAUUUUGAGUAUCAGUUUAGAUCCAAUCUCCUCUGUGUCUCUGACAGUAACUCCUCUGGUCCCUCUCAGAUUUGUCAUUUACCAUUAAUGAGGAAGUAAUGGGGCUCCGAUCUUCCUCUUUGUGGUCAUUCAUCAAAUAUCUCCCCGACUCUCUCAUCCUUUCUUUCCUCUGGCCAAAUGCUGAGAGAGAACGUCCCUCUAUCUGCUUUGCUACCAUGGCUACUUGGCUAAUAAUAUAAUUAUAUUCAUAUUCUACUGCCUUCUCCUUUGUUGUUCCUUUGGAGGCCAGCAGUAAAGUUACAAGAUCAAGGAUAUACAGUUGGCUUAUAUGGCUGACAAAUAACCGCCACAGGAAGUUGAGCUAAUACAAUAUGACAAACUCAUUCAGCAAGAGACCAGUGGCUGUAGAUGAGAGGAAAUGAGGUGGAUUACUGUAGAAGUUGUUGUCUAUAAUAAAUUAUCUCUCCCAUCACACCUACAGAACAAUACACUCACCAGUCUCACACUGCUAGCAAAACAUUUGACCUCAGAUCUUGAGUACAAACCCGUUAGAGGUCAGGCUCCUCUGUUCCUCUGAGUAGCUCGGGGUGGAGGAGUAUUUGUGUUGGGCGCGAGCCGCUCCGACAGGUUGUUUUAUUAAACACGUCACCCAUAAUUCACAAAAUGACAUUUAUUUUUUAAAUUCUCCCUUAAGCUGUAAGCUUUUACCCUCCAUCUGCAGAGCUUUCCUCCCUGACACACACACACACACACACACACACACACACACACACACACACACACACACACACACACACACACACACACACACACACACACACACACACACACACACACACACACACACACACACACAGAGAGAGACAUCAUAUACUACAUCUGGGACUUCUUGUUGUGAAUUGUUUUUUUUCCAGUGAGUUUUAAAGCUUGGACUUUAUAUUUUUCUAAAUAUAUAAAACACAAUAAUUAUCUGUUUAUGUAUUUGGAAUGGAAUACUUUAUAUAACUAUGAUUAUAUACAUUUGUUGACUGGGGCAGUGGGAGUGGUUUUGUGCUGUUUUAGCAUGUUUGCACAGCCUCCUACAGACGUGUACCUUUGCAGACCUGGUGAAAUUAACUAUAAACAACUAUCAAUAAAGUGAUAAUUACCUACA